Blastomyces dermatitidis ER-3 is the source of this 3760-nucleotide messenger RNA. RefSeq lists its product as uncharacterized. The record is from RefSeq and is a predicted model, not a curated record. NCBI's taxonomy places the organism in Eukaryota, Fungi, Ascomycota, Eurotiomycetes, Onygenales, Ajellomycetaceae. The transcript has a single exon. The coding region runs from base 168 to 3230 and encodes 1020 amino acids.
AUUUGGAGCAAGUUAACCCUCACUUUGCAACGCCAUUGCAAAAUAUCUUGAUGGACUGGGAUGCUAAUAUCUUCCAAGUCAAAUAUGCAACGCCUCAUCAGCGUAAUAUCUCCUCCCGUGCUCCUUCAUAGGUCUCUUCACCUGCUCCCCCACGUUUCGAUCGUGUCAUGCAGGCUUGCCUGCGCCCAGGCCGCGCAAGAUAUUUAGGCCAUAGACUUCGCCUUGUUCCGGGCUCUGCGAUUAUCCCAUCAUGGAAACUUGUCGGUUUCCGUUCACGAAAUUUUGGCCCUCCUCCCUCCAUGGACAGCGUAGCGACCCUAUUGGUUCGAAGUUGGAACAAGGAGCGACCGUUGCCCGUGCCGCCCGAGGAGAAGAAGAACCCAUUGCGCUGGAUUUCAGAAUUGGAAAAAUUUAUCCCUUCGGAACUACGUGAGGAUGCGAAAGACGACGAUUACCUGGAAGAAAAGCCGGAGCAGGAGAAAUGUCUGGUUCUUCUAGACCUUUUGGAUCACGCUCGGAGCCCGGACUCCCUUGGUUAUGAUCUGCUGGCACACCUAGGUGUCAAACUCGGUAAAUGGCCCGCAGUUCAUGCGAUAGUCAACAGACUGCUUGACAAUGCCGAGGAAGCCGAAAAGCCUUUCUCAAGCCAAGGAACGGGUUCGCUCCCAUCAAACAUCGAUUGGGCAAGUCUCGGGUCCUUCGACUCGAUGACGGGUGAUGAAUGUGCGAAGCUUCGGGCUCCCGGAAUCCUGCAAAUUGAAGGGCAGAUAUCGUUGAACUCGAUUGAUUCGCACACAGAUGGUCCGCGUGUUACAAGCCGAAUGGGAGAGAAAUCCACUCGAAUUGGGACGAUGGAGGAACUAUGGCCCGCCUUGGGAAGCAUAGUGCUCGAGGCAGCUGAUCUGCCGCCGGAGGAAUCGCGAACUGCAAUGUUUUAUUUCUAUCGGAUUGUUGCCCGCCUACAUCACCUAGAUUACAUCCCGCAUGGAGUAUACAAAUACACUAAGUCGCACGUUCCAGAACAGUUGAAUCGUGGUACCCCUGCCAUGCAUCUUUUAUCAUCCCACAUCAUGAACGUUCUAUCAGAUGCUGUUUGGAUAGGCAAUGAGGUUGAUACGGCCGCGUUUGCUUUAGCUACUGGAAAAGACGUGUCAGCAGCAACCAAGUACAAAAUACAAGUCCGACCACUUGGGCCCGAAAUAUGGUUGGAAUUUAUCUUGUGGUGCUGUGUAGAAGGAGGGUUCAAUAUUGAAGGUUCCUGGAUAUUGAGACAAUUAGCAAUUAAAAAAUCCCGAUGGUUCGUUGAGAGCUUUGCGAGCCACUCCAUCCACUUAGAUGCGAUCACUUCGUCCAAAAUCGACCGAUAUGAUACCUGGGCUACUUGUGCCUGUGGGUCCAAAAGUGCAGAUGUUAGUGCGUCGGAGGGUCCUUUUGUAGGCCUGGGCAGGCGGACAAUAAGCAGCGAGGUGGUCACUUCAAUGAUGGAUGGGCUUAAUAACAGCGUCAAGGUCGGCGUCGGACAUCGAGGAGUUUAUUAUACCUCCAUUCUUGAUUACGUGGAGUCUCUAAUGCAGCUAUUAAAAGAAAAUAAUAUCUAUUUAAGGCCGCGAGACGUUGACCAUCUCGUCGUUCGCAUGAUAGAAGCUCGAGGGGUUGUGCCGGAGGUCGACCCUAAAUCUUUUGAAGAUGUGUUGAAGCUUGCUUCAAACCUUCCCAAUAUUGUGCCUGACGAGUCACUACAACCAAAUACCCGUUCCCACCCCCUUGACAAGUCUGGGGUUGUUUUAGGGCUAUAUCAUUAUGUAUUGGAAUCAUAUGCCAAUACGGAACACGUUUACAGAGCUCAUCGCCUUUUCGACAAACUCAUCGUUAGCAACCACUCAGCGAAGACAGUUGUCGAACACCAACUCUCUACAGAGCCCACUGAAAGUCCUGAGACGAAUUUGUUGGAAGGCGAAGGCACCGCGCAAGUAGCACCACAAGCGAUGUCUUCGAUCGCACGUUGGAAUGCAGCAUCCUUAACACGAUUCUCGAGUUUGUCUCUUUCACAAUUGCUAGCAGUGUCAAUCCUGUCAGGAGGGCAAGAUUUUGCACGUCAACUACUUUUUCCUGGUGAAGAUGGACGCGCAAUUAUUCCACGAGUUUGUUACUCGGACGAUCUCCUUGCGCCCGCGAUCAUUAGAUACGCAACAGCUAUAAACAACACAAAGCUACUUAGUAACGUUGCGGAGGACGUACCACUUCCAUGGCCAACUCCUGUUAUAAAGGCGUUUUUCGGCUAUGCUAUCCAGUACCACGACUGGGACCGAAUAAGUGAAAUUCUACUCUACCUUCAAAACAGUAGAGAUAGCUGGGAGUCCGAGGAAGUUGCUUCUCUAGCAGCAGGAAUAAUACGACUAGAUAAAGUAUGCAGCACUGGCGGGCCAGAAGGAAACCCCAAGCAAAACCAGCCAAGCCGUCUGAUGAAAGCCGGGGAAAUUCUAGCCAAGUUGCUUCAAGGUGAAUUCAACCCAAUGCCUAGAUAUUCCGAAGGGGGCAUAAAAUACCAUGAGGCGUUGCUUUUCCAAUUCUUAAGAAUGUUCAAAUCCAUCGGAGGAACCAUUUCCGAUAUAGGCGAGAAGGUAAACCCGCAGUGGAAAUCUAGGCAGCCACCCGCAAUUACCAUCCCCAGCUCUGCCUUCAAUCAAGUCCUGUCUGCCGUCGUGGAAACGAGUGGAAGCGAAGCGGGUAAACGGCUAUACCACCUCUGGUGUAUCGAUGGACCUCCCUCCAAUACCAACCUAGGUGGAAACGUGAUGCUACGCUCCACAGCGCGAACGCCUGAACGACUCCGUGGGAUAGGACAAAGAGUGCUUGAUCCACAGUUGGAUCUUGAUCAGCAUUCCAAGUUCGUCCAGCCGUCGUUGCAGACGGUACGAAUUAUUGCGCGAGCAAUGGUCCGUGAAGCUUACAUGUCCGAGUCCAACGCUAGGGAGAAUUAUUCAAAUAAUUAUGUCUAUGGGGAUAGGCAAGAUAUCUUCGGCUGGGUCAGGGGGCGUUUUGCGUUGUUCAAGUUGGAAAAUGAGGAUGUUUUGGAGGAGUUGCGCAACUGUUGGAUCGAGGUGGCACGAGACACUGCAGUGGACGGAAAAGAAGAGACUCAUUCUUCUUCGUCAGGGGCCAGUUUGGGCAAGUCGGAAAUAGCAAACCUCCUAAAAUCAACCGUGACCAAGGAUAAAGGCCCUAGGUAGGAUCCAAUGAAGUUUGUGUUGAGCAAACGCUACGGCCAUCGUGUGAUAUUCACGCCUUCCGCAUCUCCUUUACACGAAUCUAGCCAUCUUGAACUGUUCCUCCUCUCAAAUAUUUUUACACCUUACCUAUUUAUCUCAUACCCGGCGCUAGCAUCAGCAUCAGCAUCAGCAUCAGCAUCAGCGUUUCUUUAUAAAGUAUAAGGCAAAUACCCUUUCUUCGUUAUCCACAUUACAUGCUUAAUGGUUUCAUUUAUCAUAUUCCCCCAUGAUAUUAUAUAUAGACUUCCUUUCAUUAGUCACUACGUUUGUUGUCUCGUUCCGUUGCACGGAAGAUAUACCCUGCUUUAGUGGAGUAGGUCUUGGUUUGUACUUUAUGGAUUGUACGAUAAAAGAAAUGGAUCGCUUUAGUUUACAUCUACGGAGUAGAAUAUGAGGACCUGUGAAAAUGACGCCGAAAAUGACCACUUUUGGCGCGAGAAACGUCCGUCUUUCCACCGGCGAGCCGGCCAAGUACCAUCACUAUUCUGCAC